CGGUGGGUCGUGUGUCGAAGUUUUUGAACUCGGUACGUAAUAAAAUCGCUACUAACGGGUCCGGCGCGCAUAGGGAAACGAUAUUGUACAGCUGCAGCUCUCGAUUGGGGGGCGGAUUGAAGUCGUUGCGGCAGCAUUCUGGGGUAUCCGGGUGCGGGGAAGUGUGUUUACGGAGGAUGUGAGAGGAAGAAAUUUAAAGGUUGAUUGAAAAUUGCGUUGGAAUUAAAUUUCAGUGAAUUUGUGAUCUCCGAUUUACGGCGGUGAGCAGUGAAUUGGAAGUGAAGAGCUCAAAGGGUUAAGCUGUGAAGGGAGCUCGCUCCUGAGUGUGGUUCCAGUGGAGCAGUAAAAACGAUUGGUGGGAAAAUUGUAGGCAUGAUGUAAUAUAAGCAUCAGGCCAGACAAGGUAGAAAGCGUUCAUUUGGCACGAGUUUGUUUUUAAUUUUGGAGUGCCGUGUCGAGUGUGGCAGUAAUUAAUGACAGUUGUCCUUAUUCAGUGGAUUCGUGGUGCUGUAGAUUCCAACCAUUAGUGGCUCCAGUGCCGUGCCAGUUGCCGACGGUUUCCACACAGCGGGGGAUUUGUUUACGUUGCUUCGGUAGAAUAAGGCAUGGGAAAUGUGGAUGUUGGAUACUUAUGAAUACGAGAGGCACCAACUAGAUAGCUUGUGUUGUGGAAAUUGAGACCGUAACGUGUCGAAAGAUGAUUUCGGACUACGAACGGUGGCUAACACGUUUCCGCUCUUACGGUUCGCCCCAGAAGACGUGUCGUUAACAAGACGAGAGACACUUUGGUACGAGCAUCAUUCUGGACACAAAGUGUCCCCGGAUGCUGCUGUGAAACCAAUCAUAACGAACGGCGCAUUUGCUGAUUCACUUUGGAAAACUUCAAGGAAUAAAUCCACCCUACUGAUUGAAGUGCUUUCGACCUGUCAGGAAGUGAAGUGAAGUGAUUGAUGAAUAAUUAAACUAGUGUGAAAACAACGAUCUACGGAACAGGGAACGCUGUGCAAAUUUUCUGAAUAUGCAUGCAGUGAGUGAGUGAAUGUGUGUAUAUCUAGCGAUGCUUCAUUCAUAUAGUUGAUGUCAUACCCCUGCAGCGGAACAGUGACGAGCAUAGUUUGUUGAAAGUGGAAAAAGUUGUGGUAUAUAAAUUUAUUCGCUUCAACUGCAGUAACUUCAUCCGGUGUACAACAUGCGGUUCACUGUGGGCCUUCCAACGGCUUUGAAUGAUGAGUGCUGAAUUGAAGCUUAGAUGCGCAGCGUGCAACCCGCAAGAGCUGUUGUCGAUGCAACUGCUGCGGAAAGAAUUUGAGGCCUAACUAUGGAAAAACGUGCUCUGCUGAUGAGUUUGACCAUUCGCUGGUAGGUUGGUUCGGUCGAAUCUAUCCGAAGCUUACUGGUUGGUACCCUCUAGCGGAAUAAAAGUUGUUUUAGUGCAUACAUUAUCAGACCAGAAACACAUACACCAUCAUCUAAUAAAAAAAAUAACCACCACGUCAAAUCGUCGGCUCGGAAGUGAAGCAAAAAAAAAACAGUGCGAAGCACCAAAUAAUAAAAAAAAAUCCACGGUUCUAAAUUCCCAGUAGACGUACGAGCCUUGCUCGCAAUCCGGUGAAGGCCUUGGGUCGUAAAAAAGGGAUCACCAUCGACGCAGUGCUACUUUUAUUUUUUGUGUAUCAGUGUGUCACUCUCUCUUGGUGGGUCGAGCAUUGAAACAUAGAAAAAGUGUACCGCGCCAGUCACCGGAGGCAGUAGCAGCAAGGACGAUGGAAACACGAAUAGGAGGAUUACUGGGAUUACUAUCCUGCUAUUGCAUCCUGAUUGCCACUGUGCUCAACGUUAUCAGUGGCGAAGUACAGUCAUACUGGGAGCAGCCCUACGCCCAGCCUUACUUUGACAACAGCACCCGGCGGGAAAUAACCGCAACCGUCGGUCAAUCUGCGCUGCUGCACUGCCGGGUGCGAAAUCUGGGCGACCGAGCGGUGUCCUGGAUUCGGAAGCGUGAUCUGCACAUUCUCACGGUGGGAAUCCUGACGUACACCAACGACCAACGGUUUCAAUCGCUGCACACCGAUGGCGGUGACGAGUGGACACUGAGGAUUACCUCGCCGCAGCCUCGCGAUUCCGGCACGUACGAGUGCCAAGUGUCAAUAGAGCCGAAAAUUUCGCAGGCCUUUCGGCUCAACGUAGUGGUUUCCAAAGCGAAAAUCCUCGGCAACUCGGAGCUGUUUAUCAAAAGCGGAAGCGACAUCAACCUCACAUGUGUGGCACUGCAGUCGCCGGCGCCACCUUCUUUCAUCUACUGGUACAAGGGUGGUCGCGUGGUUAAUUACUCUCAGCGAGGUGGAAUCAGCGUGCUAACCGAGCGACAAACCAAAACAAGCAAGCUGGUUAUAGCGCGGGCCAUGGCGUCCGACUCUGGCAACUACACGUGCUCACCCAGCAGCUCCGAUUCCGCCAGUGUAUUCGUCCACGUCAUAAACGGCGAGAAACCAGCCGCAAUGCAGCACGGGAAUAGCAGCGCUAAUAGCAUUUUAAUAAAUAAACAUAGUUUUAGCUUAGCGUACCUGGCAGCGGCUCCGGGUGGUACAAAUUUUAUAUUAUCAUUAACAUCGUCAUGGUUUUGUUUGGCGCUGAAAUCAAUAUUCUUGAACGGUGCUUACAGGUGACUUGCGGUGUAAGUCCAUCCGAAAAUAGAAAAUACGUUACAGAGCAUUCCCAGUACUGAAUUGUUUCCUAUUGUUUGCACAUAUCGAUUUGUUCCAUACAACACUGAUCGUUACCCUGUGAUACUGAGCAAUGGAUCACAGGCUGGCACCGGUUGAGUAAUGAAAGUAUUGGAAACAAUAUCAAAAUGUUAGGAAAAUUAGUCGUGAUUGACACCGCUAUCGGUGUGAAAAAUACAAAGAGACGUGUACAUAAUAGGCAAACUCCCAGAGGUAUGAUGUCUCUCACGUUAGGAUAGAAAUAACUAUAGCAAAAUGUAAAAUUUACAUCCUAGAUAAUGUCGCGUUGCACAAAACCCAUUUGUACAGCCGUAUUCGAAGCAGAACUCAUUAAAUCACUAGGCAUAUGACAACCACAUCAGAGGAAUGGUGAAGCUAAUUGAAAAUGUUUGGUACGACCUGUUUGA
This is a messenger RNA of Ochlerotatus camptorhynchus, 3130 nucleotides long. Its product is annotated as protein sidekick-1-like. Gene Ontology annotation, cellular component: neuron projection membrane. Gene Ontology annotation, biological process: synapse organization. The transcript has 6 exons. Lineage: Eukaryota; Metazoa; Arthropoda; Insecta; Diptera; Culicidae. The record is from RefSeq and is a predicted model, not a curated record. The coding region runs from base 1764 to 2666 and encodes 300 amino acids.